CAUUAGUCCGGGGAUUAUUUUAUUUACAGAACAAAAUCACGGUGUAAUUUGACCAGGUUAAAGAUCAUUUCUGGUGAAGUAUUUUUGGAUAUCAAACUUCUUUGACCCUGUACGAGCACAAACUUCUGAGUUUACGUGUCGUUUACUUUUCAGGAGAAAAUGGCAUUAAUAUACAUACAGAAUAGAUUCAGACUUGAUUCAUUUGAGCAUCCAAAAAAGAAAAACUUCUAUAACCUACACCUUGUCCUGAUUAACUGCUGUGAACUGAAUGUUUGCAUUUCCCUGGUAAUUUACACUCACAUUUUAUGAGAUUUGUCACAGUGAUAACAGUCCUUUGUUUUCACAAGUGUAUGUUACAUUAUACAUCUUUGUUCUUCGUUUGUAUUUUUUUUUAAUUAAUUAAUUAAUCGUAAUGAAAAUUGUUAUUGCGUUUCAGGUUUUUCACUUUUCCCGUUCAUCAUUAAUGUUUUUUAGGCCACUGUUGUUUAAAUAAUUAAAAAUAAACAGGCAAAAAGUUCAAACAUUCAUGUCCAUGAAAUUGAAGUAUUUUAUCUAAAUCAUGCCAAAGAAACUGAAUAGCUUCUUCACAUGUUUAUGGGUCCACCACUCCCCCCGUGUCACAGACACAGUGAAAGCUAAAACCCAGCUUGAAGAUCAUGUCCAUUCUUCCAGGUUUGGUCUAUUGUGUGCACAGAAACUAGGUCGUCAUAAUAUUUCUCCCCAGAAGCACUCAGUCCAGAUCUGGACUUGUUUUCAUGCUCGGUGUGUGACAAUAAGGAUGGCCAGUCUUAUUUCUCUGAAGUUAAGGAACUUUAUGGUCAUUUAUUUUACCCGUCUACUUUUUAUACUUCUUCUUGGAACUGCAUUUGUUUGUUCAACUGGUCAGUUUGAGACAUGGUCUCAUACCGACUCCGGGUCAUCUGUGGGACAUCCUCUGCAUCAGCCCUUCAUCGCAGGUAGACCUAACCUGACAGAAAAUAACGUCCAGAGAAGAAGAAGAAGAAGCACAGAUACUACCCCCGGCACUUUACCUCUGAACAUUCUGACCUCAGAUCAUCUCUCAGUUCUCAGGACUCUGGUAUCAGACAAGAAGAUCACAGUUCGAUUAGGUCUUCAUGUGUCUCUCACUGGUCCGAGUGAAAUGAUGGACCCUCAGUUCCUGCUUUCCCUGGGCAAAGAGCCGGCAAUCUACAACACAGGGGGGAAGACUGGAAUCUUCUCCAUGAGAGUGCUGGAAGUGAAGAGGGUGGGCUCUGCACCCUGAGAUUUCAUCAUCCAUGGUCGAAACUGUAAUAAUAACAAAA
Cynoglossus semilaevis (tongue sole) is the source of this 1304-nucleotide messenger RNA. RefSeq lists its product as uncharacterized. The record is from RefSeq and is a predicted model, not a curated record. The transcript is spliced from 5 exons. NCBI's taxonomy places the organism in Eukaryota, Metazoa, Chordata, Actinopteri, Pleuronectiformes, Cynoglossidae. Bases 560 to 1264 code for a protein of 234 amino acids.